AUGAAGUCAUUUGAACGCCUGGUUCUCUCCCAUCUCAAGUCCCUCACCUCCCCCCUCCUGGACCCCCUGCAGUUCGCCUACAGAGCCAACAGAUCUGUAGACGACGCCAUUAACCUGGCCCUCCACCACAUCCUACAGCACCUGGACUCCCCGGGGACCUACGCCAGGGUCCUGUUCGUGGACUUCAGCUCUGCCUUCAACACAAUCCUGCCAUCCCUGCUCCAGGACAAGCUCUCCCAGCUCAACGUGCCCGAUUCCACCUGCAGGUGGAUCACUGACUUCCUGGCUGGAACAACCGCUCACAGCCUGGAAAGCUCACAGCCUCUAGCAGCCCUGGACGCUCACAAGCCUCUCACAGCGGCUGGACACUACACAGCCUCACGUCAGAUUCCGCUUGGAACGCUCACAGCCUCAUCGCAGAGCCGCUUGGACCUCCCAGCCACUCGCAGCCGCAGGAACCGCAUCACAGCCUCUCGCAGACCGCUGAAAGCUCACAGCCACUCGCAUCUCCUCUCCGCUGAAACGCUCAGCCAGCCUCUCGCAGCCCUGGAACGCUCACAUCGCUGGAACGCACACAGCUCUCAUCAGCCGCUGACGCUCAUCCAACCUCUCGCAGGCCGCAGGAAUCACACAGCCUCUCGCAGCCGCUGGAACGCUCACAGCCGCAGGAGCUCUCACAGCCUCCGUCGCCCGCUGGACGCGUCACAACCAGCCUCUCGCAUCGCAGGACCUCUCACAGCCUCUCGCAGCCGCUGGACGCUCACAGCCUCUCGCCAGGGGCCGCUGGACGCUCACAGCCACUCGCAGACCGCUGAUAACGCUCACAGCCUCUCGCAGCCGCUGAACGCUCCACACCUCUCGAGGCCGCUGGACGCUCACAAGCCUCAUCCGCAGCGCUGGAAACGCUCACAAAGCCACUCGAAGCGCUGGAACGCUCACAUCCUCAUUCGCAGCCGCCUGAAGACUCACAGCCUCUCGCAGCCGCUGGAAGCUCACAGCCCUCUCGCAGGCCGCUGGACGCACACAGCCCCCUGGAAACGCUACACAUCCUCCAUCGCAUCGCAGGACGCUCCACAGCCUCACACAGCCGCUGACACGCUCACACCAUCUCCACAGCCUCUCACAGCGUCUGGGACACGAUCACAGCCACUCGUCAGCAGCCCCUGGACGCUCCACCAGCCUCCGUCCGCAGUCCGCUGGAGCGCACACAAGCCUCUCGCACCGCUGGAAACUCUCACAGCCUCCACGCAGCGGCCCUGGAAACGCUCACAGCCUCUCGCAGAGCCCGCUGACCGCUCACAUCCUCGUCGCAGCCCGCUGACCGCUCACAGCCCUCUUGCAGCCGCUGGAACGCAGAAGCUGCUCAUUACAAAGCAGCCGCAGAUGCCCCCGGAAAACACUGCGGUCCGCUGA
Knipowitschia caucasica is the source of this 1413-nucleotide messenger RNA. The record is from the annotation of a GenBank genome assembly. Lineage: Eukaryota; Metazoa; Chordata; Actinopteri; Gobiiformes; Gobiidae.